This is a messenger RNA of Cavia porcellus (domestic guinea pig), 3743 nucleotides long. RefSeq names its product G protein-coupled receptor 85 (gene Gpr85). Lineage: Eukaryota; Metazoa; Chordata; Mammalia; Rodentia; Caviidae. The record is from RefSeq and is a predicted model, not a curated record. The coding region runs from base 1317 to 2429 and encodes 370 amino acids. Gene Ontology annotation, molecular function: G protein-coupled receptor activity. The transcript has 5 exons. Gene Ontology annotation, cellular component: plasma membrane. Gene Ontology annotation, biological process: G protein-coupled receptor signaling pathway.
GAGGCGUUUUACUGCCGUCUCGAGCUCAAAUUAUUACUGUAAAGAAGAUUUUUAUUUUUUUCUAUUUCAUUAACCGACUAUUGUAAAGCUGUAAGGCUGAAAUGAAGGAAAAGAAGCAUUUUACAUUGGAGAUUAAUGAAAGCAUGCCUGUUCGCUUUUGAGGGUGGGAAGUGGGUGGUGGUUAUUGAAAAUCUUGUACCACCUUCACAAGACUAAACUUUGGAAUGGUAAAAUGAGAAAAUGCAUCAUUCUAGAGACAUCUUUAAGCACUCAGGUGUCAGGCUACGUGAUGUUUGUGAUACCAUCGGACUUUUUGGACGGGUCUAACCUGCAAAUUCAAAGGUCAGCAGGGGAAAUCAUUAAAGAAGAAUUCUGAAGGGAGCUUCCCACGCUUUGGACGAUCCUAAAAGAGAAAGGAAGAUGGUGUUCCGGGAAGGCGAGGGUUCCGGGAAGCCGAGGAGGGGGCGGGCGAUCGGGGCUCCGGGGCUGCUCCGUGCGCGGCCCUAGGGGAAGAGGACGGGCCUGAGGUCUCCACCGAGCCUUUCCAAGCCCCGGUUUCAAAUGCGGAGAGGGAAAAGUUCAGAAGCAGCCACAGGGGACAAAAGCCUGAUUCGGCCAGUUACUCUGGCCAGGGCAUCCAACCGACCCAACCAGCUCUGGAGACAGAAAGGGGUUCCUGCUGGCUCCGAGAAGGCCGAAGCAGCCCUCGCCGCCGCCCUCGCCACCGCGCCGCCGCCGCCGCUGCCCCUGCGUUACUGGGGGAGACUGUGCCGCUGCGACAGGGGAGGACGCGGCUGGAGCUCAAGGAGGCUCCAGCGCGCAGGCGCCGCCGAGCCCUGCCUUGGAUGCUCAGUCAAGGCACUAAGGAAAAAAAAAAUCAGCAAUUUAUAGAAAGAAGAAGCUGUAGUCUGUCGGGAUAUCCAACGCCAACAGCACAUUCAGACAAUGCAUCUUCAGCAAGGCUUAUUGAGAGCUCCGUUUCUGGAAAGCCUUGCAAGACUGAGGAAUACCAGACUGCGAAUCAUCGGGAACCCUUCCCUUGCAGCACAGAAGCGAUCUCUCUCCAUCUUCGCGGGUUCUUUGGAUCCGUAUGAACAGAGAAGCUGUCUGUAAAGCACUGACAAUACUAACAGACCUCACAUGAAUAUAUUUGGAUGGCAAAUCAAAUGGAAGAAAAGAGGAAGCAUGACUGCAGAUCAAAUCAGUUCUCUUUGUGGAUUACAUUUUCAGUAAAAUGUAUGGAUCUAUCUUUUCCUUGUUCUUAUAUCUAGAUCAUGAGACUUAACUGAGGCUGUAUCCUUAUCCUCCAUCCAUCUAUGGCGAACUAUAGCCAUGCAGCUGACAACAUUUUGCAAAAUCUUUCGCCUCUAACAGCCUUUCUGAAACUGACUUCCUUGGGUUUCAUAAUAGGAGUCAGCGUGGUGGGCAACCUUCUGAUCUCCAUUUUGCUAGUGAAAGAUAAGACCUUGCAUAGAGCACCUUACUACUUCCUGCUGGAUCUUUGCUGUUCAGAUAUCCUCAGAUCUGCAAUUUGUUUUCCAUUUGUAUUCAACUCUGUCAAAAAUGGCUCUACUUGGACUUAUGGGACUCUGACUUGCAAAGUGAUUGCCUUUCUGGGGGUUUUGUCCUGUUUCCACACUGCUUUCAUGCUCUUCUGCAUCAGUGUCACCAGAUACUUAGCUAUCGCCCAUCACCGCUUCUAUACAAAGAGACUGACCUUUUGGACGUGUCUGGCUGUGAUCUGCAUGGUGUGGACUCUGUCUGUGGCCAUGGCUUUCCCCCCGGUUUUAGAUGUGGGCACUUACUCAUUCAUUAGGGAGGAGGAUCAGUGCACCUUCCAACACCGCUCCUUCAGGGCUAAUGAUUCCUUAGGAUUUAUGCUGCUCCUUGCUCUCAUCCUCCUAGCCACACAGCUUGUCUACCUCAAGCUGAUAUUUUUUGUCCAUGAUCGAAGGAAAAUGAAGCCAGUCCAGUUUGUAGCAGCAGUCAGCCAGAACUGGACUUUUCAUGGCCCUGGAGCCAGUGGCCAGGCAGCUGCCAAUUGGUUAGCAGGAUUUGGAAGGGGUCCCACACCACCCACCUUGCUGGGCAUCAGGCAAAAUGCAAACACCACAGGCAGAAGAAGGCUGUUGGUCUUAGAUGAGUUCAAAAUGGAGAAAAGAAUCAGCAGAAUGUUCUAUAUAAUGACUUUUCUCUUUCUAACCUUAUGGGGCCCCUACCUGGUGGCCUGUUACUGGAGAGUUUUUGCAAGAGGGCCUGUAGUACCAGGGGGAUUUCUAACGGCCGCUGUCUGGAUGAGUUUUGCCCAAGCAGGAAUCAAUCCUUUUGUCUGCAUUUUCUCCAACAGGGAGCUGAGGCGCUGUUUCAGCACAACCCUUCUUUACUGCAGAAAAUCCAGGUUACCAAGGGAACCUUACUGUGUUAUAUGAGGGAGCAUCUGUAAAUCUUUAGCCUUGUGAAACACUAACCUUCUCUGCUAAGCAAUUGUGGCCUGUAGCCAUAUUUUGAGAAGAAAUUCAAGAAUGGGAUCAGCAGUUAUAAGGAUUUGGGCAACAUUCUGCAGUCUUUGCAAUAGUUCACCUAUAAUCCUAUUUUAAAUCUCAGAGUGAUCCUGCUGACUGCCGGCGAAGGUUUGUAAUUAAGAAAGGACUGAACCACUGCCCUAAGUUUCUUUCUGUGGUUGAAAACUAGAUACCGAAAGUAGCGGGUGCUAAGUAUCAGUGCUAAAUGCUGUGUAUAUCACUACUUAUGAAAAAACAUCAAAAAAAUUAGCAUUGGACAUCUUAAUAAAUUAAGUUGCCAUGAGGUAAAUGUGUUGAUAAAAACUAAUUUUAGAAGUUUGAAGACUUUAAAACAUUUCAUACUAUUUUUGUUUUGCAAAGACUAAACUAUUUGGGGACUUAAAAGUACUGUAAUCCACUAAAGACGUGCCAUGAAUUAUUGGAAUAUCACUUUAAAAAUCGCCUUGUAAGUUUGGGGGAGCAUUCCAAAGCAGUAUAUAUUGGUUCCAAUUAGAGUUUACUUUUUUGUAUCAAUACAUUGCUAUUUCUAAAUACCACUUUUCCUUAACUACCAGUGAAAUUGCUAGCAUUGAACUGUAUUCUGUGGUUUUGUUGAUUCAGUAUAAAGGUUUUCCAAUUCAUUUAUAUUUUACAAAUGCUAGAUAUUGGUCUGGGAGGCAACAUUAAUGGUACCAGCUGGUCACAACUGAGCAGUUCUAAUAAUGCAGAAUAAACACAUGUUGCCUUAAAGGGUUAUCUAGUAUCCUUCAUCUUAUUUAGCAUUGGAGCAAAUAGUCAAGGGACAUCAAAUCAGUCAUGGUCAUUCAUCUGGAAGUGCAUGGAAGAUCAUUUAGUACUCUUUUUCCUUUUUCUUCACAUGAUUUGAAAAUUAAGGUGCACAUCACUGGAAUAAGGAGAUUUUCUUCUGAGAUGUGCUGCCCAUCCUAGUGUUCUGAGAAGCUGGCAGCUGAAGUAUGUUUAUAUUUUAGUCAGCUGUCAAGAGGAGACCACAGCCUUAGUAUGACAUCCUGCACAAUUUGUGAAGCGUUUAUUCUAUGGAAGGCACAGUCUUGUUUAUAUUUUCUGCACAUUUAGUGUAUUGGUCGUUUAAAUUAUUUGAGUUUUAACUUGUGAAAGCUUAUAAUAUGAUUUCAGGUAUUUUAGAAAUACAUUAGAUUCUGUGAGUCUCAUUCUUUAAGAUACAGAUGUGUGAACUUCAAUAUAAAGUUGCAUUUGCCAAAA